This is a messenger RNA of Homalodisca vitripennis (glassy-winged sharpshooter), 2397 nucleotides long. RefSeq lists its product as uncharacterized. Bases 93 to 2384 code for a protein of 763 amino acids. Gene Ontology annotation, molecular function: guanyl-nucleotide exchange factor activity. The transcript is spliced from 16 exons. Gene Ontology annotation, cellular component: plasma membrane. NCBI's taxonomy places the organism in Eukaryota, Metazoa, Arthropoda, Insecta, Hemiptera, Cicadellidae. The record is from RefSeq and is a predicted model, not a curated record. Gene Ontology annotation, biological process: Ras protein signal transduction; positive regulation of GTPase activity.
UGAUUGUUCUUGUUAUUAUAUUAAUUGAUUUCAAACAGUAAAAACAUGGUUUGUUAUAAAUCUAAUUAGUAAGCUCCGCCAAGUGAUCUUAAAUGUCAAAUCGAAUACAGAAAUUGUUGUUUUCGGAAUACAGUGACUUCGAGGACAUCGUUUUGGUGGAAAGUCCUUUUGCUGAAACAAACAGACAUGGCACAGGCAUCCGCCAAGUUCAGAUAGGACUGACUCCUACGAAACUGAUUCUGGCCUCAUACUUCGUGGAGACGCUGGAAGGGGAGGAGAAGCCUAGGUUGGGAAGAGACCCUGACAUCGAAAGCUUCGAGUUGGUGUCAGCAUACCCUGUGGAGUGCGUGAACCUCUCGGUGUUCCGGCACAGGCGGCGACAGACCCUCAAGGCUCGGUUCUGUAACGGCAAGGUGUUGUACUUCGAGAUAGGAGGCUGGCAAGAACGGAAGAUGUUGUGGUCAGUAUGGUGUGAAAGGAUAAAGUUCUUGGCCCCGUACGAGACUGGAACCUCAGUUUCUGAGACUUCUGUAGCCAGUAGCUCGAGUAGUGGCUCACUCUACAUCGUCCGUAGCUCACUCUCUGUCUCCCAGACCGGACAGCCCACGCUCUGGUGUCACUACGCUUCCUCUCAGGCGACAAAUACUACUCUGGGGUCCUGGGCUGACCCUCACUUGUAUCUGGGACCUGCGUUCUUCGAGAAAGGUAUUAACUUCAUGACAUUGCCAGAGAUUGGAAAAAUAAACAAAAAACGUUUCAGGAAGCGGACAGACAAAAACAAAAGAAGACCUCUCUUCCAGCAGCCUUUGGCUCUGUCGCCAGAACUCGAGGCUGUGGCUCGGGAAGCUAUAGAACUGUGGGAGUCUCAGAGAAGACUUGUACCGAAGGUGCGCAGACGGUACGGUUUCUCUCCGUUCCCAAUGCUACUGGAGGGACUGGGACUGUGUAACUUAUCGAAACCACAGGCAUUCUCAUUACAGAAGAAGAAGUCGGUGUCCCUGGUUCACCUGACGACGCCCAUAGAUACCGACAUCCGUCCGGUGCCUCCUCGCCCUGUGCUGGCCAGGACUGAUUCUCUGGAAUCGCUGGCCGUACCCGCCCUCUGUCCUGACAAACUGUUCCAGCUGUCAGAGGACCGGCCAGUUCCAAACUUACUAGAAUUUUGGGAGCCAGGAGGAGAAUGUAUGAUAAAACGUUACCAAAAACAGUACAAGGUUCACACACGCCAUUUUACCCUUUCAAGAAAAGAACACAAUGAUGACUUGGAGUCAGAAAGAGAUUCAACUGCAAAUCUUUCCUCUGAAACCAAAGAGGGCGUCACAACUACCAACACUUCCAACAGAACAGAAGACACUGCUGCAGACAAUAAAAACGGUAGCGGAGACUCCUGCGGUAGCCAGUGUCACCUUCAGUUGUCAGUAAACAGACAGAUGAAGGAAGACAAGUCACGGUUCUCGUCCUCCGGACUGGCUCAUCAGUUGACUAUGAUAGACAAGCAGUUACUUUUACAGCUGACUACGCUGGAGCUCGGCCGGUUGCAAAAGGAUGCAUCUACGCGACGCACCCCUCGCUUGAGGUCUAUGAUGUCCUUCUCUAACAGGAUUGUAUGUUUGGUGGUCAGCAACGUCCUUUCUGGAACCGACAUUAAGGCAAGAGCAGUACGGAUUGUGAAGUUUGUCGGGGUGGCGUACAAGUGUCAUCAGCUCCACAACCUUCAGUCCACGGUGAGUGUGUUGAGAGGGCUACAGAGUCCCCCAGUCUACAGGCUGCACCGCAGUUGGGCAUACGCGCGCAGACAUCACGCUUCCAAAUAUAGACGCUUCGAGGACUUGAGCAAGCGCUAUCUGGACCCUCGACUGCCUCUCUACCAGAAGACCUACGAUAACCUUACCGCUACGCCGCCCUUCCUGCCCUGUGUGACUAUGCUGGUCGCUGUGUUACUUGGGCGACUAUCGGAGCUGCCGCAAGUCAAGUCAACCAUGUUUCAGUCAGACUGCUCGACUUCUUGCCUCCCGACUCCCAGCGUUACUCAAAGUUCCAUGCCUAAGCCACUGCGAAAAUUUUUGUCCGCCUUCAGUAUCUACCCUCCACCAGUUAAGGAUAUUCCUCAACUAUUUUCGUGUCAGUCAGAGACUCACCUUCACGCCUUGUCCAGAGAAAUACUACUGGAGAAUCUGGAUAAGUUCUUUGCCCCGGUAACCGUGUCCUGCCCUUCCCGCAGACAACUGGAGGACUUGCAGUACUUCCUAGAGACUAGCCAAGGGGCGGCCUCACGCUACGCCAUUCCCGCCAACCCGCGAGUUCGCAGCUUUCUCCUGAACGAGCCACAUGACACCAUCUACAACUUGUUCAGUUUGUCCAAACAGAUAGAGCCGUCCGAAUAAAAUAUGCACAGUA